This is a messenger RNA of Engraulis encrasicolus (European anchovy), 1048 nucleotides long. RefSeq names its product stonustoxin subunit beta-like. Gene Ontology annotation, molecular function: protein binding. The record is from RefSeq and is a predicted model, not a curated record. The coding region runs from base 1 to 957 and encodes 318 amino acids. NCBI's taxonomy places the organism in Eukaryota, Metazoa, Chordata, Actinopteri, Clupeiformes, Engraulidae. The transcript has 7 exons.
AUGAAGCAGCUUUCACAGACACAGGAUCCAAUCCACUUCCUCAAGAGGCAACAUAGAGAAGAGGAGUGUGCUCAGACAACUACCCUGAGGAACUCCACAGGGUAUGAUGUGUUUGUUAGAGGCUGUGAUGUGACCAGAAGGACCUUCAGCCAAAGCCACUUCUUUGAGCCCCUGAAGGAAUCUGUGUCUGCACUGAAGAUGCAGCUGAAGGAGAAAUUAGAGUCAGUCUUCAAGCAGGAAAUGGUCAAGAUAUCUGAAGCAGAUACUGAUCCUGAACUCCCCAUCAGAAGAGCAGAGUGUACGGAGACCCUUCCAGCACCCAUGUCUGAUGGCCAGGCUCUUAUUGCUGAACCAGUGACCAGAGAUGACUUCUUUCAGUUGUCUGAUGGCCAGGCUCUUACUGCUGAAUCAGUGACCAGAGAUGACUUCUUACAGUAUUCCUGUCACUUCACUCUGGAUCCAAACACAGCACACAGAGUCCUCCAUCUGUCUGAGGGGAACAAGAGGGUGGAGUACAGACGUAAGGUCCAGUCAUAUCCUGAUCAUCCAGACAGAUUUGACAGGCAUCCUCAGGUGUUGUGUAGAGAGGGUGUGUCUGCACACUGCUAUUGGGAGGUUGAGUGGAGUGGAGGGGUUGGUAUAGCAGUGUCCUAUAAAAACAUCAGGAGGAAAGGAGAUGGUGAUGAGUGUAUGUUUGGAGGUAAUGAUCAGUCCUGGAGGCUGUACCUCUCCAGCUCCAGUGCCUCUUUCCAUCACAACAAUAAACAAAUGGAACUCCCUCUAGUGGCCAGCUCCAGAAUAGGAGUGUAUGUGGAUCACAGGGCAGGAGCUCUGGCCUUCUACAGCAUCACGGGAGACAUAAUGACCCUCCUGCACAGAGUCCACUCCACAUUCACACACACCCUCUACCCUGGGUUUAGAUUGUUUAGUAAACCAUCAUCAGUGACACUGCUCUGAGGCUCCUACAGGCAAAUGCUGCUCCUGUGGGUCAUUCAACACCCAUUCAUUCGUGCUCUUGGGUUUAGGUUAUAUUUCUCAUUGGGUGCAU